AUGUCUUCAGAGCUAAAAAUUGAAGUGAUCGCCCCUGGGGACGGCAAAACUUUCCCUCAAACAGGCGACUUAGUCACUGUCCACUACACGGGUACUUUAGAGAACGGCAAGAAGUUCGACUCUUCCAGAGACAGACACAAACCUUUCCAGUUCAGACUCGGCCUCGGUAUGGUGAUCGCUGGUUGGGAUCAAGGUUUUGCCAAAAUGUCUCUUGGUGAAAAGGCCAUCUUAACUAUUCCUGGUCAUAUGGCUUACGGUGACAGAGGAUUUCCUGGUUUAAUUCCUCCUAAUGCUACCUUGAUCUUUGACGUUGAGAUGUUGAAGAUUAACUAA
Brettanomyces nanus is the source of this 333-nucleotide messenger RNA. RefSeq names its product FK506 binding protein proline rotamase rapamycin-binding protein (gene FPR1). The transcript has a single exon. Lineage: Eukaryota; Fungi; Ascomycota; Pichiomycetes; Pichiales; Pichiaceae. The coding region runs from base 1 to 333 and encodes 110 amino acids. The record is from RefSeq and is a predicted model, not a curated record. Gene Ontology annotation, molecular function: peptidyl-prolyl cis-trans isomerase activity.